CCCUGGAGUAGGCGUGGCUUGAGGGCAUGACCAAGCAGCGCGCCACGCCAACUCGGGGCAAGAAGCAUGCGUCGGGGGAUGAUGACUCCCCGCCGUCCCUGCCGACAACCGCCGCAUCCUCCUCCCCGUCAUCGGCAGUCCUCGCUUACCAGCGCGCCCAAGACGGCGAGCACAUCGUCACCCUCGUCGUGGACUUCCUCUUGCACGCCGUGGACGCAACCAUCGACGAAACUCUCAAAGCCAACAACACGUUUGAAUAUACGUCGCUCAAGCUAGUGAAUGGCCUGAUCUACAUGAUGAGCAUGGUCACGAUCGACUUGAGUACCAAGUUUAAAGACAACCCGGCGACGUAUGAGGCAGGGGACACUCCCGCCCCUUGCCCCCCCGACAUUUGGUCCAAACAGUGCAUCAAAGCCAAGAAAAAGCCCAAGUCGCAUCUGUUGAGGGGGCACUCCCACAACAAUCCGUACGGCUUGGGGUCGUUAGAUGAAGACGGCGAGGGGAGUGAAUACCGGUCGGCGUAUCAAGGAUCUCCAAGUAGCAAACAAAUGCGUGGGCGCAGUAUGGAGAAGUCGUCACAGCAAUUGGGCUCCAUCGUGCUAGACACGGAAGUCACCAUGUCGAUCCGGGACCUCGCGUUUCGAACAGUGAGCCCUAGCGACAUGCCGCUGUCCCCGGACGACCUCCAGCGCCGACAACACAUCGAGCAGCUCCUGGAAGAGCGCGUGCGAGAUGAGAAACUUCGGAUGCAGGCAGACGCCAAGCGGAGUCGUACAGUCGUGCGGCUUGUUAUCGAACCCGUGGAUUCAGACACAAAAUCCAUGAGGAAAGGGAUCGUGGGCGAUGGGGGGGGGGCGUCCCCCGAUAUGGGAGCAUCGCCAGUUCGGGACGGUGUGUUAGACGGACUGGACAAUGAAAGGGGUGCGUCUGAAGUCAUUCUGGUCGAGGGGGCCGACAUGAUCGUGGGGGAAGACAGCCAUUUGGUGUCAAGGAGGUCCAAGCGCGAUAUGUUCAAGCACAUCCCCCAAGCCGUGUUUGAGCCGACGGUUGUCCUGCCGCCAACCAGCGCCCGCAUCGAUGUUGCUGUCGCGUCGGCUCGGCCAACCAACAAUUCCCGCAGCUCGUCGAGGUGGUCAAAUCGCACAAAGACGCCGAAGACACCUGGGGGAUCGAAAACCGCUCGAUCCCGAGCAUAUUUCACGGCGCUGUUGGCGACUGACGAACCGUUCUAUAUUGGAAACGGGGAUCUAGAAGGAGGUCCGUGCUUCGGUGACGACUCAAGUCCCGCCAAGGGCGUGGUCAUCACGCAGGGGCUCGUGGUCAAGUCUGGUGAGUCUUUUUGGGAAGGACGUCAACAACACAACCCCAACGGCGGUGUACACACAUUUCCUCGGUCUGUGUCCGAGCCCGCCUUUGACGCAACACAACACACUCCGUCCCGCGUCCAACCCCAUCGCCGGUCAUCCGUUCAGAAAAAGUUGCCCCCUGCAAACUCGUCCAUCGUUCCCGAAGAAUCGUCCAUUGACGACCCCGCGACGACGUUACCUCCGGCCCAGUGGCCACCUCAAGUCCUUUCCGUCGACCACCAUAUCGAUCACCACAGACACACAUCAUCCUCCAAGUCGGUGAGUUUGCGGAUACGAACCCCCGCGUGCCGCAAACGACGGUCUCGAAAGGUCAUCGACGACAUCGUAUUGGACCCCCACGACCAGCCACACAUGCCACCCAUGGCGGAGGACAGUCCGGAUGUCAAGAACCACAUAUCCUCCAUGUCGUCGUCCUAUUCUCAGCCGUCCGUAUCACAGCGCCGCCCCAGCACCAACUCGGCAACCACAGUCACCCCGCAGAAACUCGUGCGAUCCCCCAUCAAACACAUUCAGCUGCCGCGCGUCGGCGCAAGGACGCCUCUGGGCGGCGGCGGGCAAAUAGUAUAUCACUCGGCGGCGUCUGUGCUCACAUUGCCCUUCCUCAAGCAGCAGCCCGCCUUGUCGUAAUGACCAACUCGAUGUAAAGAAAUACGACCUGGUAGUAGUACUGCCUACAUACUCGUAGGAACUAUGGAUCGGUAGACCCCCCACAGGACGUUUCGACGAAUUCAUUUUCUUCAAGCCGUUUGCUAUGUACUACUACUUACUACUGCUAUACUACAGUACUACUUAACUGAUCGUCUAAAUGUUGUGGGGGUGGGUUACGUGGUCAUUUCUUGCGCGUGCUUGGCGCAGAAUCCAUUACGCUGCGCCCACUUCUUGCACUGGGCAAACUCACACCGCUUGCCGCCGCCGUGGCCCCGGCAGUAGCCCCCGCUUUGGCAGCUCUUUGUGCACCCGUCAAACUUGCAGCGAACGCCGCCACCGUGCUGCUUGCACAGCCCUCUGGACUGCGCUGUCUUGGGGCAUCCGUCCAUGCGACACGGCUUCCCACCGCCGUGGGCUAUGCACAGGUGGCCGGUUUGAGCGCUCUUCAUGCAGCCGUCGACUUUGCACCGACGGCCACCGCCGUGCACCUUGCACAUGCCUUUGGUCCGGGCAAUGUUGCUGCAGCCAGGGGACAUGCAGAACUUGGCGUAUUGAGUGUUGUCGACGCCAGCAGGUUCCUGCUGGUACGGAUCGACUCCUCGGGAGGACGCUGGUGCGGCCGCGGCCGCAGACGGGGCGGCGUUGUGGCUGGUUUGGCCGACAGCAUAGCCGUACCCGUAGACCGGUGGGGCGGGGGCUUGGGGCUGUUGGUACAUCGUGUGUGUGGCGUAGUUGGACUGCUGUUGCUGACCCGGUUGGGAGGCUUGGUGACUUUGUUGCUGUAAGAGCUGGUGAUUGUGCUGCUGGUGCUGGUGUUGUUG
Aphanomyces astaci is the source of this 2836-nucleotide messenger RNA. RefSeq lists its product as hypothetical. The record is from RefSeq and is a predicted model, not a curated record. NCBI's taxonomy places the organism in Eukaryota, Oomycota, Saprolegniomycetes, Saprolegniales, Verrucalvaceae. The transcript has 6 exons. Bases 27 to 1994 code for a protein of 655 amino acids.